AUGGAGCCGUACACCGCCGCGCCGCCCGAGGACGCCGCCGACCCCGACCCCGACACCGGCCUCGAAGGGUCCAUGUGGAGGCUGGGGCUGGGAAGCGGCGGGGAAGCGCCGGCGGCGGCGGCGGCCGCCGGGGCGAGGCUCCCGGAGCGGCCCGGCGAGGCCAACUGCGUCUACUACCUCCGCACCGGCGCCUGCGGCUACGGCGAGACCUGCCGCUACAACCACCCGCGCGAUCGCGCCGCCGCGUUUGAUGGAGGCGCAAGGACCGCGCGCACCGUGGAGUAUCCGGAACGACCAGGCCAGCCUUCGUGCGAGUACUACAUGAAGAAUGGGAGUUGUAAGUUUGGCUCUAACUGCAAAUACAAUCACCCCAGAGAAGGUGGUUCUGUCCAACCAGUUGUGUUAAAUUCCAGUGGGUACCCUCUGCGUCAGGGUGAGAAAGAAUGCUCCUACUAUAUCAAAACCGGCCAUUGCAAAUUUGGGUCUACGUGCAAGUUUCAUCACCCACAAGGGCCAGAACCUGGUGUUGUUUCAGAGGCUCCUAACAUGUACCCACCUGUCCAACCAUUGCCUAUCUCUUCCUCUCUUCCAUACCCACCUCUUGCCAACUGGCAGUUGGGGAGGCCUUCUGUGCUGCCAGGAUCAUAUUUCCCUGGCUCGUACCCUCCAAUGAUGCACCCAUCUGCAGUCAUGCCAAUGCAGGGAUGGAACCCUUACAUGUCACCUAUGAAUCAAGUUGCGUCAGCUGGGGGACAGCAAACGGUUCAGGCAGGGCCACUGUAUGGCUUAUCGCACCAAGGACCUCCAUCUGGAGUUGCUUAUGGCAGUAAUUAUGCACCGUUGCCUUCUUCAACAUGGCCUUCAAGUAAUAAACAAGAAGUUGUCUUUCCUGAGCGGCCUGGGCAGCCUGAGUGCCACCACUACAUGAAGACAGGGACCUGCAAAUUUGGAGCCACAUGCAAAUAUAAUCAUCCUCAGUACCUGAGUACACCUAGGUCCAACUAUAUGCUGAGCCCUCUAGGUCUUCCAAUUCGGCCGGGUGCUCAGCCAUGUGUUUACUAUUCACAGCAUGGCUUCUGCAAAUAUGGUCCGGGAUGCAAAUUUGAUCACCCACUGGGUGCUCUAAGCUACAGCCCUUCAGCGUCAUCGCUUGGUGACAUGCCUAUUGCUCCCUAUCCUAGUCUCCCUGCUGCUCCUAUGGCCCCAUCUCCAUCAUCUUCUGUUCCGCGGCCAGAGUACAUCCUUGGCAAGGACUCUUCAGCGUACCAGCCAGCAUCACCUGGAACUACAUUCGGACCUUCUGGACCGAUGUCAAAAGUUUAUGCUCCACACAUGCUUCUCCGACCUCCAACUUCCACAACUGGUGCCACUGUCACAAGCCAUGGUGGAGAGCUCUAAUCCCAUUUCUGGCAUGAAGAUGGAUGUUCAGCAAGCUUCUCAAGAAUUUUUUUUGGCGUAUUAGAGAUGAGAUAUCAACUCAUUUUUUGCUCCGAUUCGGUUCCACAGCUAGUCUGUCUCCACUUCUCCCAGCAGCUGUUCACUCAGAACCCCACCCAGUGUGAAUAUGGCUGGAGCUGACAUAGACAACUCAUGGCCAAGGUUGCAAUCCUUGCCAUCUGAAUAAAUGCAUAGAUGGGCAGUGGUAAGCUCGUCCCCUGCCAUUAUUAUGUUCAUUGCUGAAAUGGAAAAGAGGGAGAAUCCUGAAAUCCAAAUUAGCUGACGGUCUUUGUAUCGGUACAUAAUUAUCGAAGCAGGCCACAUGAUGCAUCAUUGCAGAGAGGUUUUGUACCUGAAAUCGAUUGGGUUCGGCACUGCUGCCCAAAUCUUUGCUCAUUUAACCAUCUCAUAUGUGUUAUGCAACUACCAGUCUGGACUUCUGUAAUAUGUAUAGUAUAUAUAUCCAUAAUGCGAACAACUGAACAUGGAACAACGUAAUGGACCAUUUGGAACUUUCAAUUGAAUCAUCUGCGCUUCUGCAUCA
Lolium rigidum is the source of this 1981-nucleotide messenger RNA. RefSeq names its product zinc finger CCCH domain-containing protein 5-like. The transcript is spliced from 7 exons. NCBI's taxonomy places the organism in Eukaryota, Viridiplantae, Streptophyta, Magnoliopsida, Poales, Poaceae. The record is from RefSeq and is a predicted model, not a curated record. The coding region runs from base 1 to 1398 and encodes 465 amino acids. Gene Ontology annotation, molecular function: mRNA binding; metal ion binding.